AUGCACAUCCCUAGUUCACAGCAGCAAGGCUACCAAAAGCGCAAGGGCACACACGGGCCUGGGUCUGUCUACAGUGAAUACAGAGCUAGCCUUGCAUUUGAUCUCGUUAGCAGCCGUCAGAAAAAUGCGUACACAGAUUACAGUGAUUCUGUUUCCAGGAGAAUGGGCUUUAUUCCUCUCCCGUUGGCUGUUUUACUCAUCAGGGUGGUUACCAGUUCCGUGAAAGUCCAAGGCGUCUUGGCUUGUGCUUGUGUGGUCCUCUUCUACUGUGGGUUAAUCUCGCUCAAAGUCCUGAACAGCAUUGUGCUGCUGGGAAAGUCGUGCCAGUACGUCAAAGAAGCAAACAUGGAGGAGAAGUUGUUCAACCCCACUCCCGCCAGCGCCCCCGGCAAGCCUCUUGGCAAACAGCACAGCAAACACAAGUCCCCCCAAGAUGAAAACUUGUCUGCGUCUGUGACCAGCCAGCCGGUGCACCCGAAGGAGAACGCCGCACCACGGCUUGUGACGAGCAGCUCUGAUCAGUUCCUGACCACUCCUGACGGGGAUGAAAAAGAUAUUGCCUCGGACAAUUCAGAGUUAAAACACAGAUCUGCAAAGAAAGAUUUGCUGGAGAUCGACAGGUUCACAAUUUGUGGAAACAGAAUUGACUGAACUUUUGUAAAUAAGAUGUGCUGAGGAUACUGAGCUGUUGGAACAGCAAAUGGAGGGACACUUGCCAAACAGGCACUUAAAAUAUUUAUUUAAAGAUUAAAUUAUUAACGACAACCCUAUUAUGAUGAAUAACUUGGCUUGAGGACCGGUCAGGUUUCAGCUCUUGGAGUUUUUGGAAAAUGUGAUGAGUUUGGAGAGCUCUUCAGCUUGGCAGAGGUACAACCUCGCUUCCUUGGAGGGGGGAAAAUUAAAUUCGUUUAUGCUCUUUCUGAACUGUGCUUCCAGAAUGUGUCACGUUUUGCCGAGAUCCCUUCAUCAGAAGGUUAACUUUGGAAAUGCAUUUGCGUCUUUAACAAGAAGCACCACUUUCUACUGGCUUUCACAUGCAGCUCCAAAUUCUUCGCCUGCCAUGAGCCUUUUUCUUCUUCUUCCAAACUUCCAUUAGAAUAAAACAAUCAAGAUAUUGCCACCAGAAGAUAGUUUGCAAUGUAUUUCAGAUAAUCCAAAUAAAUUAUCCUCAAAUGAAAGAUUUAAUGCAUAAUAUUUUCCUCUAAAUAUUAAGCCAGCUACUGGAAAAAAAAUCAGAAAAAGUGAGUCGUAGAAUAUGCCCAUUGACUAGGCAAGUAGAGCUUUUUUCUUUCUCUCCAAUUUGCACUGUUAUUUUAGAAGCGAAAAACUAAAUGACUUUAUGAAAUGUGAACACAUCUAUGUUUGAGGGUGGGAGGGGCACAGUGUGGUGCAGGAUUCCAGUUGGCACAUAAGCGUUUUACUUGCAGCCAUGAGCCCCUGUGUCAAAGAAACCGUGUCUGCAUUUUGUGUAUCAAGAAUCAGCUUUACAUGAGUGUUUUUCUCAGCUUGGAUGACGGCACAGGGCUGAAAACAGGAGAAGCCUGGAGUGGAAGGGGAAUAAUAGGGGUGGGUGUUUAAAGUAGAAUGAAUGUAGCUUUAUUAUGAAGUGUUUGGGCUUUGAAGUAUACAGCAGUUUGUACUUUGAGGUAUCAAAAUCACUGGAGGAAUGGCAAAGAGGUGCUCUAGAAGAGCGGAAAAGGAAUAUUUGACAUUUUAGCUGGGUGUGAGACAGGGUGCCCUGUUACUGGGCACUUUGACAUACGUGCAACUGUGGCGUUUUACAUGCUGAAUGAUUUGCAGAUCUUAGUCAGUUUAGUAGCAAUCACAGAGUGGCCAAGUAAAAAAGGAAAAAUAUGAAAGUGUUAAAAUUCCAGAUCCAUGUUUAUUCCUCAAAAGACACCGAUUACUGUUACCGAGAUGAAUGUACAGAAAUAAUGUCCUGAUGGAGCAGUCUCUGAAAAUAAAAGUUAGGCCGGUACUCUCUGAUCCGAGAGGUGUGUUUCUUCCCCCUCUUACCUGCAUCUGCCUCCCUUCAGUCGGAGAAGCGUUAGGGGGAGCCGGGGGAACUUCGGAUAUAGGGCAGGGAGACGUUUAUUUUGGAUGUAUUUUAUUUUGAUAAAAUUUGACUCAUUAAAAUUUAAUUCAAGUAUUUGUGAAUUUGAUGUAGUCUAAUUUUUGUUUAACUGUUGCUCAAAGGAAACGUGGAAUGAUCCCCCCCCCCGUUAAAUGAUAUUCUGUACCAAUUUUAUA
Molecule: messenger RNA, 2250 nt
Organism: Gekko japonicus
Lineage: Eukaryota; Metazoa; Chordata; Lepidosauria; Squamata; Gekkonidae
Product: transmembrane anterior posterior transformation protein 1-like
Exons: 6
Coding region: 1-651 (216 amino acids)
Biological process (GO): maintenance of protein localization in endoplasmic reticulum; positive regulation of cilium assembly
Cellular component (GO): endoplasmic reticulum membrane; ciliary basal body
Source: RefSeq, a predicted model, not a curated record